Molecule: messenger RNA, 4187 nt
Organism: Centropristis striata (black sea bass)
Lineage: Eukaryota; Metazoa; Chordata; Actinopteri; Perciformes; Serranidae
Gene: dpysl5a
Product: dihydropyrimidinase like 5a
Exons: 13
Coding region: 187-1881 (564 amino acids)
Cellular component (GO): cytosol; cytoplasm
Molecular function (GO): hydrolase activity, acting on carbon-nitrogen (but not peptide) bonds, in cyclic amides
Source: RefSeq, a predicted model, not a curated record
CUGACUGUAAUGAAUGAUGCUGCGGUCUGCUUGUCCCGGACCGGCCAGGAAGGCAUCCAUCUGGUGUGUGUAUCUCCUUGGGAAGUGCCGUCCGCGGACUGUGUUGCAUUCUGUUCCUGUAGGAAAGUAAGCAGAGAGCCGAGUGGAGCAGCAGCAGCAGCAGGCCCAUAGAGGAGAGCUAUAGCCAUGUCUUCCAGCUCAGCGAAUGUGCGGAUCCUGAUAAAGGGCGGCAAGGUGGUGAACGACGACUGCACCCAGGAGGCUGAUGUCUACAUUGAGAAUGGCAUCAUCCAGCAGGUGGGGAGGGAGCUGAUGAUCCCAGGUGGAGCCAAAGUGAUCGACGCCUCGGGAAAACUGGUACUGCCCGGGGGAAUCGACACCAGCGUCCACCUGGAGGAGAGCUUCAUGAACGCCACCACGGCUGACGACUUCUACAGCGGCACUAAGGCUGCUCUUGCUGGCGGUACAACUAUGGUGAUCUCACACGUUCUGCCAGAGAAGAACGAGUCUUUGCUGGACGCCUACGAGAAGUGCCGCGGCGAGGCGGACUCCAAAGUCUGCUGUGACUACGCUCUGCAUGUGGGAGUUACUUGGUGGGGACCCAAGGUGCGAGCUGAGAUGGAGGCGUUGGUGAGGGAAAAGGGAGUGAAUUCCUUUCAGAUGUUCAUGGCCUAUAAGGACAUGUUCAUGCUGAGGGACGGCGAGCUCUUCCAGGCUCUUCAGCAGUGUAAGGACAUCGGAGCUAUAGCAAGAGUCCAUGCUGAGAAUGGGGAACUGGUGGCAGAGGGAGCAAAAGAAACGUUGGACCUGGGCAUCAGUGGCCCAGAGGGGAUUGAAAUCAGCAGGCCUGAAGAGUUGGAAGCAGAGGCGACCCACAGGGCAAUUACCAUCGCCAACAGGGCCCACUGCCCGAUCUAUCUUGUCAGUGUGUCCAGUAUGUCUGCAGGAGAUGUAGUGGCAACAGCCAAGAUGCAAGGUAAGGUGGUCCACGGUGAAACAACCACAGCCCACGCUGUGCUGAACGGUAUGCAGUACUAUCAUCAGGACUGGGCCUACGCUGCUUCCUACGUUACUGUGCCUCCUCUCCGCCUGGAUCCCAAUACUCCCAAUUACCUAAUGAGCCUGCUAGGAAAUGACACUCUGAAUGUUGUGGGGUCAGACCACCGUCCAUUCACCAUCAAACAGAGAGCCAUGGGCAAGGAUGAUUUCACAAAGAUCCCCCACGGGCUUCCCGGCAUUCAGGAUCGCAUGAGCGUCAUCUGGGAGAAAGGAGUGAUCGGAGGAAAGAUGGAUGAGAAUCGCUUUGUUGCAGUCACAAGCUCAAACGCAGCCAAGAUCUACAACCUCUACCCGAGGAAAGGAAGGAUCAUCCCAGGAGCAGAUGCUGAUGUGGUGGUCUGGGACCCCGAGGGAUCCAAGACCAUUUCUGUAGAUAACCAGGUCCAGGGCGGAGAUAUAAACCUGUAUGAAGGUCUGCGUUGUCAUGGUGUUCCCCUGGUCACCAUCAGCCGUGGCCGUCUGGUCUAUGAAAAUGGCAUCUUUACAUGUGCUGAGGGCUCCGGAAAGUUUUGCCCCCUGAGGACAUUCCCAGAUUACCUCUACAAGAAGAUGGUUCAGAGGGAAAAGAGCCAGGCUGUGAAAGCUGUGGAACGGGAGCCCUACACAGGUGAAGUUGUUCCCGUGGCCAACUCAGGAAAGAGGGACUUUGGGGUUCAAGAUCUAGACACUCCAACACGCCCCUGCACCCGGCACGGGGGUGUGAGAGAUCUCCAAGAGUCCAGUUUCAGCCUGUCUGGUGCCCAGAUUGAUGACAACAUCCCAAAGAGAUCCUCGGCCAGGAUCCUCGCUCCUCCUGGAGGGAGAUCCAGCGGGAUCUGGUAACCAAUAAGACGGCCUUUACGUGAAGUGGAAGAAUGACCCCCAGGGAAACAUAUGGCCAAGCAAGAUGACUUGUUUUUCUUUGUGGAAGCUUAGAAUAUGUGUGGGUUAAUGGAGUCAUGUCUUUAUUUUGAACUCGGCACAGUUACAUAGGAUUGUUGAACUGUAUGACAUUUGCUGUAAUAAUAUUGGAACAUGGAUUAUGGAAAACUAUUGCUAAGAGGUUAUAGCUACCAAAUUUGAGUCAAAUAUAAGCAGCGAAUAAAAGAUCAGUUGCCAAUGAAUUAUUUGGCUGUUGUUAGGGGAAAUAUCUUACUAAUAGUUUUAGUAAUAUGAAGGUGAGUCAUGGUUUUUAUGAUGCGAUUGUGUUACCUCACUGUAAAAUACUAUUUUGCACUUGUAUCAUGUACUAUUUAGAUGCCUUUCUACAUGAUUUAAAGUCACGAAUAUCACAAAUGUCUUUUUACUGCGAGCCACGGUGAAUGAAAUGUAAUGAGUUAUUACAGGGGUGUCGGCAUGACAUUAAUGUCAGGUAUGAAAAAUAUGGUUGACCAAUUGAUGAAAAAUAUCAUAAUGCAAGCUAACCUUUUAUAUGCGUUUGUUUAUUUAUUUUUUAUAUUGCGUUAUUUGUGCUAUUUUCCGUCAAUGCUACUAUUAUAGAAUUAUUUCCUGAGUAAGAAUGAAGUCUUUGUCCAGUAGUUCAUCAUUGUCAGAUUAGCAUUUCAGAUCAUGUUUACAGCCUUAUAGCAGAAUAGACUUCUGUUCCACCCCCACCAAAUGUGAAUGAACCUAUGCUGUGUGUACUGUGCAUGGUAGCAUAGUUAGAACUACUGUAAGAAGCACUAAUGAUGCGCAGCAUCCUUUGUGAUCGUACCCAUUUUUCCACAGAGAGCAAAAAGUCUCACCCAAACUGCCUUUUUCUCACCUGAGAACACUGACACCCACAAACACAUCGUCCCACACCGCCAGCACAGAUCACUGAAUGUUGAUCGCUAGGGAUGGGAAUCCAAAACCGCUUGUAGUUGAGCUCCAAAUUGAAUGCCUCUGAGCCUAUCAAUUCCUUUUGUUGGAACCGACAUGUUUUUCUAAAGCAAGAAGUCAUGGCAGAGAGGAAGAAACGGCUCAUAGCGGGGCUUCAUUUCACAAAAAACAUGACAAUGGUGCUGUUUGCCUGUAAAAUGAUAAUUUCAAGUAAGGGUGCAAACACCAGCAGUAUGCUGAAGCAUCUUUAUACAAAAUUGGCUUCCAGGAAUACAUGUAUUUGACACUCUCCACAAGAGGGCCACUGCUUCCCAACCAAGCAACACAUUCAAUAGUGAGAGUAAAUAUCCUGUUAGAAAAAAUCUGCUAAGCCUGUCUGCAUGGUGCUAUUGUUAUUAUGACUAAGAAAACCUAAAGGAAAACAAAUGCUGCACACAUCUCCUCUCAUUUCAUCAAGACUGUGUAAAGACUUCUGUGUAGGAUUACAUUGGGGUUACAUUUGUGUCUUUGUUGUGUAAUCAAACAGAAUAGAUUUGAGGGCAAAACUAUCUCAACUACAAAAUGAAAAAAAUUACAAGGAAUAAGUAAGUCCCCACACACAAAAUUAUUCAGGUAUCAAUAAGGGAAUUGAUAAAGAAUCGGACAGAUGUGUAGAAUUGACUAUGACAGUGGUAUCUAUUCCCAUCCCCUUUGAUUGAUGUGGUUUCUCUGACAGUGGGCACUUUUUACUGGUCUGAAUCGGCAGGGUGCAAAAUGUUCCUCUGUCUGACACUUCCACUGUGAAGCAUGCAGAGAAGAUGAAGGGAUCCUCUUCAGCGUUCACAGAGUUGAAGUUUAACAGUAGAUGUGUUUGUCAAUUAACGGCAUUUCUUCAGGGGAUCAAAUGCCUUCACACUACACCACUGAAGCUCAGCAUCAUAACUGGAAGGCAUGCAUGUUUAGCAACUACAUAAAAGCACUGAUACUAAUACUGUAUAUUUAUUAUUUUUUGUGUUUAGUUGGAGUUUUCUUGUGAAUAAUUGUCUUAGUUAUUGUUUUUGUUUUUUCUGUUAAAACUGCAGUGUAAGCAGGGAUGCACACAAGAUGUUGAUCAUAUUUAGACUCAGUUAUGUUCAGAAGAUCAGUAAAAGUCCUACAUCUUUGCUUCUUUCUUUCUUUUUUCACUUUUAGAAGCUCCAGUGAAUCUCGUUGUGUCUUCCCCCUCCCAAAUGUACACUGGUGCUGACAAUGUGUCGUCACAUUGACUUCCUUUUAUCUCCUUUUUCUUCUUGCAGCUCUUUAUCACAUGAUUUGAGUGCAAAUAAACCACAAUGAAAUCUCUAACUGAA